Lagopus muta (rock ptarmigan) is the source of this 5177-nucleotide messenger RNA. RefSeq names its product goosecoid homeobox (gene GSC). The transcript has 3 exons. The record is from RefSeq and is a predicted model, not a curated record. The coding region runs from base 1 to 741 and encodes 246 amino acids. Gene Ontology annotation, cellular component: nucleus. Lineage: Eukaryota; Metazoa; Chordata; Aves; Galliformes; Phasianidae. Gene Ontology annotation, molecular function: DNA-binding transcription factor activity, RNA polymerase II-specific; RNA polymerase II cis-regulatory region sequence-specific DNA binding. Gene Ontology annotation, biological process: regulation of transcription by RNA polymerase II.
AUGCCUGCGAGCAUGUUCAGCAUCGACAACAUCCUGGCGGCCAGACCUCGCUGCAAGGACUCGGUGCUGCUGCCCCCGAGCGCCGCGCCCGUCGUCUUCCCCAGCCUGCACGGGGACUCCCUCUACGGCGCUGCCUCCGACUACGGAGGAUUUUACUCCCGGGCUGUGGCUCCCGGCUCGGCGCUGCCGGCGGUCGGCGGCUCCCGUUUGGGCUACAACAACUACUACUACGGGCAGCUGCAUGUGCCCGCAUCUCCCGUGGCCCCGUCGUGUUGCGGGGCCGUGCCGCCGCUGGGGGCCCAGCAGUGCUCCUGCGUUCCCCCAGCAGGUUACGAGGGCGCUGGGUCGGUGCUGAUGUCCCCUGUUCCCCAUCAGAUGUUGCCCUACAUGAACGUAGGCACUUUGUCCCGGACGGAGCUGCAGUUACUCAACCAGCUGCACUGCCGGCGGAAAAGACGGCACCGGACUAUCUUCACUGACGAGCAGCUCGAAGCGCUGGAAAACCUCUUCCAGGAAACGAAAUACCCGGACGUGGGCACCAGGGAACAGCUAGCGAGGAGGGUGCAUUUAAGAGAGGAAAAAGUGGAGGUUUGGUUCAAAAACCGCCGGGCGAAAUGGAGGAGGCAAAAGCGGUCGUCUUCUGAGGAAUCGGAAAAUGCACAAAAAUGGAAUAAAGCAUCUAAAACGUCUCCGGAGAAGAGGCAAGAAGACGGGAAAAGCGAUUUGGACUCCGACAGCUGAUGCCGCGCAGGGGGACGCUCCCCGUGGACUGUAGGAUACGCUCCAGAGGAUGCUACUAUCUUGCACAAGCUCUGCCUUGUCGGAGGGGAAAACUAUCUGUAUAUAAUGUACAAUACCCCGAGUCGUAUUUCGUGUAAAUAAAAUGUGUUGCGGAGGUGUUGCACAGGCAGCCGGUGCCGGGUCCGUGCCGCGGGCGAGGGCUGCCGGGCCGCAGGUGGCCGCGAGCGGGAUGGGCACGGCCGGAACCGAGCGGAGGGGGACGGGGCCGAACCUGGGCGAGGGGCGGCGGUGGAGCGGUUGCCUGCGCGUUCCCCGAGGUGAGGCGCGGAGGCCGCAGUCAUAACGAUCCGGUAAUUUAUUAGGGCCGCGGCAAAAUGCCUUUUUUAUUAUUAUUAUUAUUAUUAUUAUUAUUUUCCCCCAUGUCCUUUAUUGCUCCCUCACCACCUUUGUACUCCCUGGUCGUAAACCUGGAAUACUUGCAGGCAGCGCAAAUCCAGCAUCCCGUUUGUUCUUUUGCUGUGUUUCCUUGCGCUUUUCACUCUCUUUUCUGCUUUCUGGAGCUUUGUCCCGCUGAGUUUCCACAAGUUUGCCUUUGAUAGAAAAGCUAUCUCACUACAUCCACAUCUGAAAGCUCUCCUAAUAAACUUCAGCCGCUAUCAGCUGCGUUAAGCUUGAAGCGCAGCCCUGGUAUGUUGCUCUCGGGGAUGCUUGCUAAGAAGCUGCAAAUUGAUGUUUGGCCUCUAACAGCACCUUCGCUGUUAGGAAAGCAGCUCUCCUUUCGCUCUUCCUUCGGGGAGGCCCUCUUAGCAAAAGCAUCUAUUCUCCCUGUAAAAUCCACAUUCUUUUUUUCUUAGGCCUUUUUUCUCGUCUCUCCCAAAAUCUCAAGGCAGAGCUACUUCUCUGAGAUGGCAACUUCCUCAUAUUGUUUUGCUGAGAAGGGCCUUCCCUCUCCUCUGUGAGAGUUCUAUAAACUGAAUGCUAAUGACUUGAAGGUAUGAAGUCAAUGAGGAAACCUCCAUACUGUGUGUUUCAUUCAGCAGUUAAGGUUAAUUAACGUAAUUUUUCUUAAUUACCUUAAAUGCUUGAGCUCACCUGUAUACAGCAGCUUGUCUGGGUUAGACAAGACAUAUAGGAAUGCUCCAAACAUUGUUUCCAGUGAUGCUAGAAGUAGUUUACAACUGUGUUUCUUGUCCUCAUGCUUUUCCUCACAUUCAGUAUACAUUCAGUUUUUAUGGGCAGUGUAUCAUAGUGCGUACCGUAGGUGUCAGUGGGACAGGGAGGAUCCUGGCAGCUGUCUGCUCAGGUGACAUUUCCUAACAUUAUGUGUGCUUCUUCGUAGAUGUGGUAUUUCUCUCCAAGCAAACUCUCCCUGUACCAGGUAGAAGGAAUAGCUGCUGUGGAAGAAAUAAACUGAGGUUUUGUAUGAGUUAGUCCUUUAGGGGGCUUAUCGUUUCAUAGCUACUGCUCUUUCAGAGAGAAGACUUGUAAGACUUGCCUCCCUUUUUUUUUUUUUUUUUUUUUUUUUUUCCUACAGGGAAAGGAAGGUGAAUAGAAAACUUCUUAGUUUCUUCUUCUUUGACACAUACCGUGGUUUGGCACUUCGGAACUACUGCAUUUUGGAGAUGCUGCCCUGCUGCUAUAGAUACGUAUCUGGACUUCAUUCACUGCAAUCCAGCAGAAAAUUAGCAAUCAAAUUAUUGAAAACUAUUUUUCAAAAGAAUAUUUUCUCUCUCUCCUUUUUUUUUUUUCUUUUUUUUUUUUUUUUCCUUUUUUUUUCCCCUUGUUGUAUUCAAGAAGUCUCACUGAGUGGAUAUUUAAUCCAUCGUCUUCUUUGUAUUUAGUCAUUGUUACCUUUUUAAAUCUGUUUUCAAUUUGCCAAAUAAAAAGGUAGGUCUAAGGAUAAUAUUGUCAAGGGUGUUGCAAAUAUGGAUAUAUUUUCCUUAUUUCUCAUGUAUAAUUAGCCUCACUGCUAUACUGGGGACUUGGUAGAGUUUUGUUUGGAUUUUAUGUGUGUGAGUGUAGUGGAAUGGUAAUUUUGGAAGUCAGAAUUGAGGAUUUCAGCCUGUUCACUUCAAUGUGAGCGUUAAACUGAAUUGUGCUAUAAGAGAUGGGAUCGGAAUACAUUUCUGAUAACCAGCACCAGUUAACUUAAUAUUACAGUUCACAUCUUCAGAGAUUUUCAGACUUCUACAGUGGGAGCAAAGUGCUCAAGUACUGUGUAAGCUCCAGGUCACAGAACAUAUCCUUAUAUACAACAUUUGUUCUGUGAAAUCAUGUCAUUUUUCAUAAGAAUCCAAAAACCAUGUUCCAAAACAAGCUUUCUAUGCACAGGAUUGUGAUGAAAUCACCAGUGAUCGCUUCUUAAGUCAUGUUGUGCCCUAUCCUGAGUUAGUAUCUGCAUUUUCUCUAAAGUCUUGAUCACCAGAGCUUGGUCCUGCAGUCAGUGGUAUGUGUUCUUAAUGUUAUAUGGAAAUGAAGGUCUUUUAGAGAUAAAAAUGUUAUGUUCAAAGUUAUAUUUUAGUAUUUUAUGUCUAAUUGAAAAGCAGUUUUAAUCUGGAUCUAAAAAUGGCAUCUAUACCAUUAGUUGAUAGAAGUAUCUGUCUUAUUGUUUUUCUCAGAAGUGUGUGGCAGAAACCCAGUGGCUUUGCUUUCCCUUUUGGAUGCUAUGAAAUCAGGUUCUGUUGGGUCUGGAAUAGAUCAACAACUGAAAGGCAGUGAGAAGGCAGCACUGGAAGUAUCAAGAAUGUAGAAAAAGAAAUGGUGGAAGGUGUGAAGAAGACAGUAGUAAAAUCUCUCUUUAAAUUGCUGUGUUUCAUUGACAUUAUCAGAUGGAUUAUUAUUAUUAUUAUUAUUAUUUUAAUUUCUAGAUUAGGAGAAUUCCUAUGUGCCAAAAUGCAAAUCCUACAAAAACAGUUUCAUUAUUUUCUCUGUUAGUGCAUUAAGGGAAAGGCAACGUGAGGGAUUUGAAUACCCACUAUGUUCUAACAGGUUCAGCUCCAACAAAAGCACUUUGAAAGGUUUCAUUGUGGUGUUGUAUGUUAAUUCUUGUAGAAGGAGACCAAAACAGAUUUUUUUUUUUUUUUUUUUUUUUUGUCUCUAUCUCACCCAUAAUUUACAGCCAGAAAAACUCAUUUGGUGCUGCUGGUUUUUUUGGUUUUUUAUUUUUUUGUUUUUUAAUAUAUAUAUAUAUACAUGUGCUCUAUGAUUUGUGAUAUUGACAUACUACCAAGGUUUUAGAACUUUGGUUCAGUUUCUUGCUGUAAUUGGUUUGUGUGCUGUUCUAUGAAAUGUUGGACUUUCCUUCCUAAACUUGUUUGUAGAAUGAAUAAUAUUCCUUUCAGAUCUCACAGGAGAGAUAGGGUGGAGGGUGGACUGGAAGAAGAAACAUAAGCUACUUACAGAGGCUCACUGUUGUAGUGAAGAAUUAUUCCAGAUAAUGUUAUGCAUUAUAGGAGUAACAACUGAAUAAUUAUACAAUAGGACCAUACACCACACACGUCUUCCUGACAGUAAGUGGCUUAGGAUUAUGAAAUUGUUUUGUGUGGGACAUUUGAAGCUAGGAAGAGCAGACUUGUAAAGGUGGAGCACAGAUGCAUUCUGCCACGCAGUCAGCUUGAGCAGUCAGAUACAUAUCUCCCUUUGUGCCAUCUGUAUCUAGAUGACCCUAACUCAUGUUUUUAUUUAAUAUCCUGUUUACUGUAUUUAUUCCUGUCAUCUUGUAGUAAGUAAUACUGGAGAGCAGAGUCAGAUUAUUUUGGCUGACAAAGUGAUUUAUUAUCAGUUGAAAAUCUAUACUUUUUCCCCCUCAGUUUUACAAAUACUUUGGUGAGCUGGUUUUGAGCUUUACCAUAAUGGGACUCUGGGAAUAUAAACCACGCAAACUCCUUCUUACACGGCUUGUGAAGCAAACAGUUGGAUUAGUAGAAGUUAUAAAAAAAAAAAAAAAAAAAAAAAAGCAAUGUUGAGUUCAUAUUUUUUUGUGCUCCAUCUGCAUUUAUUGGUUCUCUGGGGUUAUACACUGUGGAGCAUAAAGGAACAAAAACCCAAAGAGUUCUUGUUUUGUGUUCUACUCCCUUAGGGUUUCAUUCCACUUAUACUUUAUGUUUUCCUACUUCAGAGACCUGGUGAGUCUUGACUAAAUCUAGACAGAGCAGUUCAGUUGAAUUGUUUCUCUGGGGUUACGGUUACCCUGAUUUGAUACACAGAGUCUGUUAUACAAAGGUAAUAACUGUAGCUGCAAUAUUUUACCUUGUAAGCAAUUAAUACAAAGUUAAAGGGCCAAUUGCUUAAACUCUGAUAGCUUCAGAUGUAGAGCCCUGUGUCGCUACAGUACUCUGCUUUGUGCUGAAAAUCUCCAGAGAGAGAGAGAAUUGAAAGGUAAAAUAAAGUAAUAAUUAAAAAAAGAAGAAGAAAAAGAAAAUGUUAAACCACAACCA